Messenger RNA from Elgaria multicarinata webbii, 937 nucleotides. RefSeq names its product lin-28 homolog A (gene LIN28A). Bases 1 to 612 code for a protein of 203 amino acids. Gene Ontology annotation, molecular function: zinc ion binding; mRNA binding. Gene Ontology annotation, biological process: pre-miRNA processing. Gene Ontology annotation, cellular component: nucleus; cytoplasm. The record is from RefSeq and is a predicted model, not a curated record. The transcript has 4 exons. NCBI's taxonomy places the organism in Eukaryota, Metazoa, Chordata, Lepidosauria, Squamata, Anguidae.
AUGGGGUCGGUUUCUAACCAGCAAUUUGCAGGUGGCUGCGCCAAGGCGGGCGAAGAAGAGCCCACGGGCGACUCGCCCAGGCCGGACGAGGAGAACCAGCCGCUCUUGCAUGGCGCCGGGAUCUGUAAAUGGUUCAACGUGCGGAUGGGCUUCGGGUUCCUCUCCAUGACCAGCAAAGAAGGCGUCGCCCUCGACUCCCCCGUGGAUGUGUUCGUGCAUCAGAGCAAGCUCCACAUGGAGGGCUUCCGCAGCCUGAAGGAAGGCGAGGCCGUUGAAUUCACCUUCAAGAAGUCCUCCAAGGGCUUGGAGUCCAUCCGAGUCACCGGCCCAGGGGGAGUGUUCUGCAUUGGAAGUGAAAGGAGACCGAAGGGAAAAAACCUCCAGAAACGUCGGUCAAAAGGAGACAGAUGCUACAACUGCGGUGGCCUAGAUCAUCAUGCCAAAGAAUGCAAGCUCCCGCCACAGCCCAAGAAAUGCCACUUCUGCCAAAGCAUCGCCCACAUGGUGGCCAACUGCCCCGUCAAAACGCCCAGUUCUCAGGGAAAGCCCGCCUACUUCCGGGAAGAAGAGGAAAUGCACAGCUCGCCCCUUCUUCCUGAAACCAGGGAAUGAUGUUGGGGAAAUCAGGAGGGGGGCGGGGGGAGGGUCGACCGGAUCAACAGGCUUCGGUGCAUCAAGUCAGCAAAAAGGGGGAGCAACAUACAGCCUCGGCCUCCAGGCUUAGAGAGGGCAGGCAUUGGGCAAGCGGGCAGCAGCUGGUAAAACUUGGAAGUGUUCGGCAGAGGGAUAGGCCAAGGAAGCCACAGAGUGGACUCAGCCCUUCCCCCAGCCCUGUUUCCACGUGGGAGGAGGUCUGUGGAUCUUUUCCCUUCCAAGACAUGGGGAGGUGACAGCACCUUCACCACCUUUUUUACAUUUAGCCCCAACCAAAGAUUAU